Molecule: messenger RNA, 1735 nt
Organism: Ruditapes philippinarum (Manila clam)
Lineage: Eukaryota; Metazoa; Mollusca; Bivalvia; Venerida; Veneridae
Product: zinc finger protein 98-like
Exons: 2
Coding region: 652-1665 (337 amino acids)
Biological process (GO): regulation of transcription by RNA polymerase II
Cellular component (GO): nucleus
Molecular function (GO): DNA-binding transcription activator activity, RNA polymerase II-specific; RNA polymerase II cis-regulatory region sequence-specific DNA binding
Source: RefSeq, a predicted model, not a curated record
AAAUUUUGCACCAUUUGUAACGAUUGUUUGGAAGAAGAGUUUAUUAGUCUUUAAAAUUUGGCGAAAUAGUGAUUACCAAGUGGUACUGGCAGAAAGCAACAACAACAACAAAAACACUGUUGAGCAGAGGUACGGAUACAAAUAUGUGUGUGUGAAGAAAUAUGUUGUGAUUUGUAGAAGCAUGUGUGAAACCACUCAUAAAAAAAACUAUUGCUUUGAAAAUUGUGAUCAUUUAUUUUCCUUCGUAAUUUUGUUAGUGCACUGAAACAUCAUUUUUACUAACCAGUGAGUUAAAGUUUUGUUUGUGAAUGUUCCUGUAUUGGAAAACGCGAACUCAAAGUUAAAAAGAAAUUAUUUUAUCAGUCAUUGUAGAAAAUUAGUAACCUCAAAAAUACACUUGUCAAUACAGUGUGUCGGUGUGUUUUAAAUAAUUUCCUGGUAGAUUCAAUCUUCAAGUAUAUAUAACAAUGUCGACUACUGAGGAAAAUUUUAUAUGCAAAAAUAUGCGACUGCUUACUUGAGGAUAGCAGUAGUCUUAAAAUACAUUUGACAAUUCACACUGAUAAAAAGAGUCAUGAAAAUGCAAUAUGCCACCGUUCAUAUUCGCAAAGUAGUCAUCCUAAAACAAAUAGAACAAUACACAUUGAAGAUAUGAAUCAUGAAUGUGAAAUAUGUGUACACAAAUGUCAUCUUAAAAAGCACAUGAAAAAAUACACUGGUGAAAAGAAUUAUGAAUGUGAAAUGUGUGAAUAUUCCACUUUGCACAAAGGUGAUCUUAAAACGCACAUAAGAGUACAUACUGGUGAAAGAAAUUAUCAAUGUGAAAUAUGUCACCGUUCAUUUUCUCAUAGCAGUUCUCUUAAAAGACAUAUGACAAUACACAAUGGUGAGAAGAAUUAUCAAUGUGAAAUAUGUCAUAGUUCAUUUACUCAUAGCAGUAAUUUUAAAAGACAUAUGACAAUUCAUACUGGUGAUAAAAAUUAUGAAUGUAAAAUAUGUCAGCGUUCAUUUUCUCAGAGCAGUAAUCUUAAACAACAUAUGAAAAUACACACUGGUAUGAAAAUACACACUGGUGAGAAGAAUUAUAAAUGUGAAAUGUGUGAAUAUUCCACUUUGCACAGAAGUAGUCUUAAAACGCACAUGCAAAUACAUACUGUUGAGAAGAAUUAUGAAUGUGAACUUUGUCACCGUUCAUUUUCACAAAGUGGAACUCUUAAAACACAUAUGACAAUACACACUGGUGAGAAAAAUCAUCAAUGUGAAAUAUGUCAUAGUUCAUUUUCUCAUAGCAGUUCUCUUAAAACGCAUAUGACAAUACACACUGGCGAGAAAAAUCAUAAAUGUGAAAUAUGUCAUCGUUCAUUUUCUCGAAGAAGUAAUCUUAAAACACAUAUGAAAAUUCAUACUGGUGAUAAAAAUUAUGAAUGUAAAAUAUGCCAGCGUUCAUUUUCUCAGAGCAGUAAUCUUAAAAGACAUAUGACAAUACACACUGGUGAGAAGAAUUAUAAAUGUGAAGCAUGUCGUACUUCAUUUUCUCGAAAUGGGUAUCUUAAAAGACAUAUGACAAUACACACUGGUGAGAAGAAUUAUAAAUGUGAAGCAUGUCGUAGUUCAUUUUCUCGAAGUGAGGAUCUUAAAAGACAUAUGACAAUACACACUGGCUAGAAAGAAUUAUAAAUGUGAAGCAUGUCGUAGUUCAUUUUCUCGAAAUGGGUAUCUUAAAAGACAUAUGACA